Molecule: messenger RNA, 2867 nt
Organism: Phlebotomus papatasi
Lineage: Eukaryota; Metazoa; Arthropoda; Insecta; Diptera; Psychodidae
Product: zinc finger and SCAN domain-containing protein 2-like
Exons: 7
Coding region: 79-2832 (917 amino acids)
Cellular component (GO): nucleus
Molecular function (GO): zinc ion binding
Source: RefSeq, a predicted model, not a curated record
AACCUUGUUUACAAAUUUUAUUUCAUUAAUUUCAUUCAAUUUGCUCCUAAAGUUUUAUGUGAAAAACUCAAGAAAAUAAUGCAGAAUAAAAGUGAAAUUUGUAGAUUAUGUACAAGACUUGAUUCCAAUUCAAUUUCUUUGCUGAGCGAAAAAAAAUAUUGGGGUUUUACGUUGUGUGAGAAGCUGAAAGAAAUCACCCAAAUAGAGAUUUCAGCUAACGAUAGAUUUCCUACAACUGUAUGUCCUCUCUGUGUGUGGAAUAUAAAUUUAGCAUUCAAAUUUGUGACUGAUUGCAAGAGAUCUCAGAAAUGGUUCAAGGAGAGUUUGUCCGAAAAGGAGGAGGAUAUUGGGGAUAUGGAUUCUUUUCCGAGGGCUGCAAAUAUUCCUGAGAUAACUAUGGAUUCUCAGGAGAUUAUUCAGUCUUCCAAGGAGGAGACAUUGCCAGGAAAUUCAAAGGAGAACAAGAUUGAAUUCGGAAAUUCAGAAAAAGUGAAUGAAUUUUCAGAAGAUGGAAUCCCUUCCCCAAUGUCAAUUCACAGUUUUGGAUCAGACAAUGCUGAAGCUCCAGAUAUUCCUUUAGAGGUGGCUCCUGUGGCAAAAAAGAAGGGACCAAAAAGGAGGAAGCGGGUUCCAAACGGAGAAUAUGUUUGCGAGCCAUGUGGAAAGGUUUUCGGUUGGAAAUUUAUGCUUAGGGAUCACAUUUUAGUACACUUCAAUAAGGCAAAGCCAUUAAAGUGCAAAUACUGCCCAAAGAAAUAUAUUAAGAAAAAUAUUCUGGCAAAUCACGUAAAGCUCAGUCAUGAAGGGGAAAAGAGGCAUAUCUGUGAGAUUUGUGGCAAAGAUUUUAGGGCAUUCGUUAAUUUGAAAAACCACUAUCUGGUGCACACGGGUGAAAAACCAUUUCAAUGUUCCAUUUGUUCACGCAGAUUUUCCAGAAUAAGCAAUAUGCGAACUCAUGAGAAAACUCACACUGUUAGACAAAGGUGCAUUUGUCACAUUUGUGGCAAGAGCUAUGCUUCCAAAAAUUGUCUCCAAGAACAUCAAUUGAUCCACAAAGGGAUCAGGAAACACGAAUGCGAUGUGUGCAAAAAGAGAUUCCUCACAAAAGCCGGCCUCAUUGAUCACAGUCGUACUCAUACGGGAGAACAGCCCUGGAACUGUCCGUAUUGCAGUCGAACUUUUGCUCAACGGAAUUCCAUGAGAUCCCAUAUCAAAACCCAUCCGGAAGCUACGACUUUCCCCUGCACAAUAUGCAAUAAAAAGUACCUGCGACAAGAUGUACUAGAAAUGCACCUUCAGACACAUAAUCCUGUGAGUCAAUCGGAAUUCAUCGGACAAGAGCAAACAGGUAACUUAAGCUUCAGGAUGGGAAUGGGAACUAUAACGAAUGGGAAUGGGAACGAUGGGACUAUAAGUAUCAUGUCCUAUGCGCAUUGGAAUCAAUUGGCAACCCUGUCUGUAUAUUGUUUUUGUUUACAUCAGUGCUUCAGCAAUUGCUUCCCUGAAAUUUGUCCUAAUAUCUUCCUAAAUAUAAUGCAAAAUCCAAGUGGAAUUUGUAGAUUAUGUAGACAGUGUAAUCGUAAUUCUGUUUCUCUGUUGGUUAAAGAAAUAUCAUCAGAACUUUCUCUGUGUGAAAAGCUCAAAGAAAUCAGUCAGAUUGAGAUUAAUCCAAAUGAUGGACUUCCAACUGCGGCGUGCUCUCUAUGUGUGUGGAAUCUGAAUGCUGCCUUUAAGUUUGUGUCUGAAUGCAAAAUAUCUCAGGAAUGGUUCAAGAAGACUUUGGAAGAGAAUGACACAAAGGACUUUGUAUCUCUGGCCUGUGUGAGUUCUAUGCCAAGUGGCUCAGUUCUGGAGAGCUGUAAGAAUGAGGAAUCGAAGGAGGAUGUAAGUGAGAUAUUGAGUCAAGUGACUGUCAAGAUAGAAACGAUAGAUUCCUGUCCGGAUGCUGCAUCAUCUCCACAUUCAGUUAAUAGCGUGAAAUUUGAGGAUGACCAGGAUGUAGGGAAUCCUCUUGAAACUACUCCUGAAAUUAUUGAAGAAAAUCCAAAAAGUCCCCGGAGAAAACGGGCAAAGAAAGGGGAAGGAAAGCAUGCAAAAGAGGGUGGCAAAAUUGUCCGGAAAAGGAGGAGAAAGCCCAGAGAUGUGAAACCACGUAUUGGCCUGAUCUGUGAGGCUUGUGGGAAGGUUUUCAAGAAUAAAGGCUCCCUUCAGACUCACGUUUAUGUCCAUACAAAGAGUAAACCGUUCAAAUGUAGCGCCUGUGAUCGGCAAUUUUGUGUGGAGACUAAUCUCCGGGAGCAUAUGGAUAUAGUUCAUAUGGGUAUCAAGAAAUACAUUUGUGAAGCCUGUGGACGCAAUUUUAUGUCUGCCCAGAACUUGAAGAGUCACCGAAUGCUUCAUUCAGGCGAGAAGCCCUAUCAAUGCAGCAUAUGCCCGAGGCGUUUUGUUAGUCGCAGCAAUUGCAAGACACACGAACUCAAUCAUGCAAAAAUCCGCUUCCGAUGUGAUAUCUGUGACAAGACCUAUGCAUCGAAAAAUGUCCUAACAGCUCAUCGACAGAUUCACAGUGGCAUCAGGAGAUUCCAGUGCGAUGUUUGUGAGAAGAAAUUCCUCACAAAAGCCGGCCUCAAUGAUCACAGUCGUACUCAUACGGGAGAACAGCCCUGGAACUGUCCGUAUUGCAGUCGAACUUUUGCCCAACGAAAUUCCAUGAGAUCCCACAUUAAAACCCAUCCGGAAGCACAAACAUUUCCAUGUACCAUCUGCAAGAAGAAGUAUUUGCGAGAGGAUAUCCUCGAAGCACAUCUCAAGACUCAUGAAGAAAUGAAGUAGAAUCUGAGUAAUUAAAUGGAUUUAUUGGAACUGGA